This is a messenger RNA of Brachypodium distachyon (stiff brome), 1725 nucleotides long. RefSeq lists its product as uncharacterized. The record is from RefSeq and is a predicted model, not a curated record. Lineage: Eukaryota; Viridiplantae; Streptophyta; Magnoliopsida; Poales; Poaceae. Gene Ontology annotation, molecular function: protein binding. The transcript is spliced from 2 exons. The coding region runs from base 132 to 1328 and encodes 398 amino acids.
CGCGCGCACCCUCGCCCCUUGCGUCGAGAGCCCGAGAAGCGCCAGCAAAAGCAAAAGGCACUCGCUUCUUCUUCCUCCCCAAUCCAAUCCCCAACCAAAACCCUCGAGCCCAAAUCCCGCGAGCAGCCGCCAUGGCCCCGCCACCUCCGGAGCUCCCGGCCGACAUCGUCGAGCAGAUCUUCCUCCGCCUGCCGCCAGACGAACCCGGAUGCCUCUUCCGCGCCUCUCGCGUCAGCAAGUUCUGGCUCCGUCGCCUCGCCGGUCCCGACUUCCGCCACGAGUACUGCGAGCUCCACGGGACGCCACCCAUGCUCGGCUUCCUCACCAGGCACUCCCCCAAAGAAGAGGACCACGUAUCCACCCUCUUCGUCCCCACCCUCAAGCUCCGCCCGCCUGGUCCUGCGCCUGCCCGCGGGUACCUGCGCCCACUCGACGCCCGCCAUGGCCGCGUCCUCUUCCAGACGGAUCCGCCCGGUUGCUUGUACGAAGGCUACUAUCCGGAGCCGGAGUACAUCGUCUGGGACCCAAUCACGCAUGAGGAAUGGGUAUUUCAGAAGCCCGGUCAGUUGUGGGGAGGCUGGCCCGCCGUGCUCUGUGCCAAGCCGGGGUGCGACCACCUUGACUGCCAUGGCCAUCCAUUCCAAGUGGCCUGCGUGAUCGUGGAAGAGUUUUUGUGCUCGGCCACCCUUUACUCAUCGGAGGCUGGUUACUGGAGGCCCAGUACCCAUUUUGUCCACUGUGAUCAGAAACUGGCUGUUAGCAGCACCAUAUGUGUUAUGCCACCCAGCGUCCUUGUGGGAAACACACUCGACUUUGACUUCCGUUCCACCACUGCGAUAAUACGGUAUGACUUGGCGGAACCAGAACUGUCGCUCAUCAAGAAACCGGACGACUGUAAGGAUGGCAAGAUGGUGGUGGAGAACGGCGUGCUUGGAAUGGCCGCCAUAGUGGAGUCCAGCAUCUGUCUUUGGUCCAGGGAAGUUGAUGAGCAUGGAGCCGCGGCAUGGGUGCAACCCAGAGUCAUCAAUCUCGUGCCGCUGCUGCCUCCUCUGUCCCUGUCAACCAAACCUGUGAUGUGUGGUUUCGCUGAGAGAGUCGGUGUCGUUUUCCUAAGGACAGAAGCCGGCAUCUUCACAGUUGAGCUCAAGUCGGGCCGAGCCAGGAACCUGUGCCACGAGGGUAACAUCGGUGAUCCUCUCAUUCCUUCUUUUUUCCAAGAAAGGGAUGUGCCACAGCCAAUAACUGUCAUUCCCUAUAUGAGCUUCUACAAACCAGGUAGGGACAUGAAGCCGCUGCCUCCAGGACACUCUGAGAUUGAAGAAGAUUGAUGUACUUCGACCCCCGAGGAGAUCAUUCAGUGUGUGGCAAAAAUCGAUAUGACGUCGCAAUGGCUUUCUGACUAAGGCGGAAUUACAUGGUCAAUAGUGAUGCUACAGGUGUUCCUUGGUGGGUAAUAUGUGAGUUUGCUGCUGCAUUUUUUGUGUUAAUUUGUAGAACAAUGUGGACUUGGGGUCUAUUUGCGAAAGUGACUCAUUCCUUCGUAGUUCGUACCUCACAAUCCGCCUGCUUGAGUUGUGUUUACCCUAGACCUUAUCCCAUGCUUCUGUCGUCAUAUCUUGUUGGAGCUUUUCAUCUUUUGUUAUGUUGGCUGAGCCCUAAUUCUCUGUAAAUAACCCUACUUAAUCAAUGCAGAGUGGUGCUGCUACAUUCGUCAAAAGAAAAAAA